CAUCUCCAUCUCCAUAUCCAUCUCCAUCUCCAUCUCCAUCUCCAUCCCCAUCUUCACCCUCAUCUUCAUACCCAUCCGUGUUAUUGUUCAGGGUCCUCUUUUCACACUUCCUUCCCAAUUCUCGAUUCCCUGAACUGCUCUUUCUUUCACCGGCUUUUCGGGUCCCCAACGCUACUUCGAACCCCGACCCUCGACAUCCGCUCUUAGCCUUGGCCUCAUCUGUCGCGAUUCAAACAAAUAUCUUACCACGAAUCCGACCUUUAUAAAACAGCCAGCCGAUACGAUUUGCAAUCGACUGUUCUACUUCAAUCAAAUAUCAUUAUACACCCCCAGGCACAACACACAAGCUCGUACGAGUUGAGCAACAGAGUUCCACAGGACAUCAGCAGGUGGUCAGAAGAAUAGACUCGUACGGCUGUGCCACGUCAGCUUCAGGACCAGAACUCGGUACGGCAGCAACCACAACUUGUGAGACGACUCCGGGCUGUGCUCAGAUCGUUUGCCUUGCUAGCAGAGGCUCUCUCUACUAAUUAUACCGGGCCUGUUCCCAUCCCUAUCAUAUACUAUCCAUAAACCGUUCAAAUGGCGGUCUUCGGCGGCGAUGUAUCGAGGGGUCUGUUUGCCCGCGCGUGUGUCCCUUGCCCUUCAGUAACACCUGCUUGCCCAUCCUGUCCGACAGGUUCGAAAUGCUCGAUAUCAGUCCAGACCUGCGACACUUGCCAAUCGACGUCCUGUAUUGCCGAUUCUACAGCAGUCGCCCCAGCGAACCCUGAUACGUCAACAGUUGGUGGCGGUGGUGGCUCUGGCCCCAAUGUCGGUGCCAUCGCGGGCGGUGUUAUCGGAGGACUGGCCGCGAUUGCGAUUAUCGGAUACCUUGCGUGGAGAUUCUUUGUCAAGAACAAGAGGGCCCAGUACGAGGAGGAAUAUGCGGAGCAAUAUACCAACCAAGCGACGGAUUCGGAGAAGGAUUUCGCAUCAAGGCGGGACGCGCGUGCGUCUACUCAUACAGUCAGCUCUAUCGCCUCUACCGUUCUCACCAGAGCAUCCAACAUCAUCCAGAUUGCGUAUAUUCCAGGUGUUACGAACAGAUCGGCGCCUUCGACGCCUGGCCUCCUCGUUCCCCCGGUUCCGCCGAUCCCUAUCGCCCUCUCGAGCGCAAGCACCCCGAGCUACGAGGACGAACACUUCUUCAUGCCUGGCGACCUCCGCGACUCUACAUACUCUGCUAUGACUGACCGAACUUCAUACGCACCACGAUCCAGUGUCGCAUCUACCAUCUACGGCAAGAACGCUGUCGUCUCGCCGCUACCCGCCCAGACCGUCAUGAGAGGAAAGGCAGCUGUUAUCAGCGUCAAGUCCAACGUAGGCCACAGUCCUGCCGAGUUAACACCCCCGGUUCCAAGCGUGGACCGCAACCGAUAUAAGAACAACAACAUGCAACCCCCGCCCAGCCCAGUAUCCAGCAUCGGCUCCACCUUCCUCAACAGCGCCAGCGCAGCUACAGCUACGCAGAUCAAGCCAACGAUGGUCAGAGUGACCCCUAAAAGGAUCUAUAAUAAGCCGAAAUCCACGGCCGAGGAGUCGGGUGAGGCCGAGGCGAAGGAAAAUGAUGCUAGUCGCGAAUCCGCAGCUAUCACUAUUAUCGACGACACGCCCACUGUUGAGCAGGGGCCGUUUAGCGAUCCGUCGCCAGCUGCUUCGUCGCCGAGGACGAAGGGACAUAUGAAGAAGGGUAGCUUGAGCGCGGUCAUUGAGGAGGCUCAGACGGAGAAGGCUCAGAGCGAGGCGAGCGCUAAGGAGGAGGCUAAGAAGAAGGAUGGGACGCCGUUUGGCGACGAGCAUGCGACUGAUUGAUCGCAUUUCACCAAACCAAAUACCAAAGGGCUCAACGACGAGCCGACAGAUUUUUCUGUAUAUACUUGAAAGGGCGUUUGGAGGAGUUGGGAAAACUCUUCUUUGUUUAGGAUAGGAUGGAUUUUUGGAGGAUUUUUGUUGAUCUUGGCCGGGAGGGGUUAUGGCUGGGAUGAUGGGGAUGAUGGGGAUGAGAUUGUUGCAAACAGAUGCAGAUAGGUUUAUUCAAACUGCAAAGCAGCCGCCAGACGGGCGAUUUACGACAUUCAAAUACAGCUUUUACAAGCACCUCUCAUGCAUACCAUACCAUUGGCCCCCCCCCUCAUGAGCGUGCGUGAUUUUAGUAAGAGCCGCGGGGGUAGUAGUAGUUGGGCGAUGGCCAAGGCUAGAAGAAGGCUCCUCUCUCUACCACCCAUAUCCCACGGCGUUGGAGCGCUCGGCGUGGUUCGCACGCCACUCACCAGAGCCGAUGAUGAGCAUCCCCUCGCGCCUAUCGCUAUCGCGAGACGGUACCUCGCCGAUCCGUCGCUGAUCGAGCCCAGACGUCCAUUUUUAUACAUCAAAGUGUCCCAUACCCCUCUUGCUUGACAUUGACAAUUCGGUCCAUGGAGUGAGUGGUGAGUGGUGAGUGGUGAGUGGUGAGUGAGAGCUGUGGGCGCCACUGGGUCCACCUAGCAGGCACAGCUCCAAGCUUCAUUGUUCGCCGUGUGGUCCCGCCGUUAUGCCAGUGUUGUGUGGUGUGGUGUCGUAACCCUUGCUUACAUUGUGUGUGUGUGGGUGGGUGGUGUGGUGUGUCGCUUCGCUAACUAGAGUGCUGACGAGAUGGGGACUUGCUGUCAUAGUGACAGUUUCGUGGAGAAGGUGAUUUUGGGGGGCCCAGGACUGGAUUGUGUUUCUUUGCCGCCGUGCUAUUACUGUGCUGUACUGUAAAUCUCUCUCUCGGCGUG
Pseudogymnoascus destructans is the source of this 2798-nucleotide messenger RNA. RefSeq lists its product as uncharacterized. NCBI's taxonomy places the organism in Eukaryota, Fungi, Ascomycota, Leotiomycetes, Thelebolales, Thelebolaceae. The transcript is spliced from 2 exons. The record is from RefSeq and is a predicted model, not a curated record. The coding region runs from base 583 to 1854 and encodes 423 amino acids.